AUGGCAAAUGUCAAUAAUACUCCAAUAAUCUCCUCUACUGACGACGAUGUAGAAGAAUUGAUUCUCGCAACAUUGUUGAUAGUACAAUAUCAUUAUUCCAGCGAUUUAUACAAUAGAGAACCACGCAGGGAUAGUGCAUUCACAGGGGCAGCAUGGGUACAUGAGGUGUUGCAUGGGCAUGCAAACCAUUGUUACGAAGAAUUUGGCAUGGAACGACAUGUGUUUUUAAAUUUAUGCCUACUAAUGAGACAUCGUGGUUGGUUACAAGACAGUCGCAAAAUUAGGGUAGAUGAGCAAUUGGCAAUGUUCAUGUUCAGAAUAACAGAUGUAGGUCCUACUAAUAGAGCAGUUGAGGAGAGAUUCCAACAUUCAGGACAGACUGUCAGCUAUUACUUUGGCAAAGUCUUGCAAGGGGUGCUUAAGCUUUCUAAGGAGUAUAUCAAAGCCCCAUCGUUUGAUGAGAUUCCUAUGGAAAUAAUUGCAAACAACAAAUGGUGGCCAUAUUUUAAGGAUUGCAUUGGUGCCAUAGAUGGUACACAUGUUACUGCUAUAGUUCCUAAGGGAAAACAGAUCCCAUAUCGAGGACGGAAGGGGAUAACAACCCAAAAUGUGAUGUGUGCCUGCUCGUUUGACAUGAAAUUCACUUUUGUAUAUGCGGGUUGGGAAGGCAGUGCAAAUGAUUGUCGUGUAUUCAAUAGAGCCCUAGAGGAUCCUACUUUACGAUUUCCUCAUCCUCCCCAAGAUGCACUUUUUCAACAAUAUGGGGAAGAUGACUACUAUGAUCCUAAUGAAGAGAGAGUCAGGGUAGUCAACGCUCACGGGUCACAAGAAGAUGGUGAUAUUGCGAGUACUUCUACUACAAUUCAUCAGGGCAGUCAACGUGUACAAGGAAGACAGAUGAAUGAGCUAAGGAUACAAAUUACAAAUCAGAUGGCAGUAGAUAAGGGUUACCCCCUGAUUUGAUUGUUUAUGUAAUAAAAUUUCAAGACACCUAUUUGCAGCUAUGAUUUUUAUUUUGUAAUUCC
Molecule: messenger RNA, 1025 nt
Organism: Macadamia integrifolia
Lineage: Eukaryota; Viridiplantae; Streptophyta; Magnoliopsida; Proteales; Proteaceae
Exons: 3
Coding region: 1-963 (320 amino acids)
Source: RefSeq, a predicted model, not a curated record